Toxorhynchites rutilus septentrionalis is the source of this 1104-nucleotide messenger RNA. RefSeq lists its product as uncharacterized. The transcript has 2 exons. Bases 524 to 1021 code for a protein of 165 amino acids. NCBI's taxonomy places the organism in Eukaryota, Metazoa, Arthropoda, Insecta, Diptera, Culicidae. The record is from RefSeq and is a predicted model, not a curated record.
GCGCCGGUUGUGGAAAACAUGUUUUGCAUUGAUUUAUAGAUGCGCUGCAGCGCAUCAGCAAUUCGCAUUAUGUUGCAUUUCUUGAGACAACGCGUGCGGCGAGCUUCUAUGCAUACCUUCGAGAAAUGACCACUUGUGGGGGUAUACUCGGAAGACUGACUACUGACCACUUUUGCAUCCACUACUUUCGUCAACUCAAGUUAGUUUCAUUUUGCGCGUUCAACCCUUCGGACGGAUUUAACGGUGGACUCGAAUAGGGAAAUUAGCGAGCACGCGUCCGAUACAAUUUGCAUAAACGGAAAUCUACACAACCGACUUCCCUUUCUUCGACCAUUGCCGAAGUGUGUUAGGUGAACAUUCAGCAAAUAAAAGUCCAAAACCGGAAUUUUGCUCUUUUUCACUUCACUUAUAAUGGUUAUAAUGUGCGCGAUCUCCGACCGUUACAUCAUGGAACCAGUACGAAGCAGCCUCCAUUAGUGAUGUCAUAUGUCCGGCAACACUAUUGACAUAUUUGUGAUGAAAAAUGUUCACAAGGUGGAUCAUCUUGGGGUUCGUUGGCAUAAUUCUUCCGUGUCUAACUGUGCAGAGCACCCAGCAUCAGCUCAGUACGCAGGCCACGCAGGAUGCUGUCGAGGGUCGUUUUGCGUUUCCCAUCGAGAUAAGUAUCCCGGACAUGAUCAACGGCUUCUUGGCAGCAUUCCGCUUUCUGUGGGGUCGUGUUCAGAAUUUGUUCGGCUUCGGCGAUCCGUCGGAAAUCGUAGGCGCUAAAGAUCCUCCCAAACCGGGGCAGCACCUGAGCGCACCGCUAACACCUUCACCAGCACUCCAGGCCCUGCCGUUGGCACCGGAGGACGAACUGAAAGCGCCUGUCCAGUUAGUUUCAGUGGAAGUCGAUGACCCAGUGAGGCAUCCCUCGAUGCAUAAGAACAAUGUGAAGGGAAAAAGAAAGCGGAUAAAGAAGAAGAAACAUUCCUUCGGAUCCCUGUGGGAGCUAGUUGCCAUGGAAGCGGGAUGGUUCUAGAAAGUGAAAGUGAAACUGGAAGUGUGUGUUUGUAUGUAAAUAUGCAGGGAAUGUUAUUUAUGGAUCUAAUUUAUUGUAUAGUG